This is a messenger RNA of Corticium candelabrum, 1956 nucleotides long. Its product is annotated as glucoside xylosyltransferase 1-like. Bases 65 to 1414 code for a protein of 449 amino acids. Gene Ontology annotation, biological process: protein O-linked glycosylation via N-acetylgalactosamine. The record is from RefSeq and is a predicted model, not a curated record. Lineage: Eukaryota; Metazoa; Porifera; Homoscleromorpha; Homosclerophorida; Plakinidae. Gene Ontology annotation, molecular function: UDP-xylosyltransferase activity. The transcript has 5 exons.
GUGAUUGCAGUAAAAGCAAGAUCCCGGAUAAGACAUUCAAUGCUGUAGGAAUGUGGACAGUGAUAUGCGCUUUGCUGCUCGAAUAAUGGUCACCGGAUUAUCGUGUUUGGUUUUCGUGCUUUUCGUUUUGCUGAAACCGUGGCAACAAGCGUCGACUGCUGCUGAUAACCCGGAUGUGGCCCUAAUGGGGGACCUGUGGGACCAAGUUGGAAUACCGCGUUUCGAUGUUGCUGGAGAUAGAGACAAGGGAGACGCUGGAAAUGAACAAGAAGGAACGGAAGAGGCGACCAAAGGGGAAGGCACUGUUGAGUUACCUGAAAAUGAACUCGAAAAAACAGAAGCUCAACAAUUACCACAACAAAAUCAACAAACAGCUGAUAAACAAGAUAACAACCUACACACAAACGAGAACGAGGGAAAGCAAGCGGAGAACGUUGAUCACCCAAAACACGGCUUGACUCCUGAAAAUCCGAUUCGACUGUCUGUUGUGGCAUGUGGAGACAGAGCCGGGGAGACGUUGGUUCUGCUCAAAUCUGCGGUCAUAUUUUCUCAUCGUUACUUGUUCUUUCAUUUGUUUGCCGAAGACAACGUAAAGAUCGAGCUUUCGAGAGAGUUGGAUACAUGGCCAGCAGUGAUGGAUGGUCGCAUUCGUUAUCAACUUUAUUCCAUUGUGUUUCCUGAAGGGCAAGACGCCGAACAAUGGAAGAAAAUAUUCAAGCCAUGUGCAACACAGAGGCUCUUCUUGCCAGACAUUCUUAAAGACAUCGAUUCUCUCAUUUACGUUGACACUGACAUUCUCUUUCUCACUCCCAUUGAAACCUUGUGGGAACACUUCUAUCGUUUCAAUGCAUCACAUUCAGCUGCUUUGGCACCCGAAGGCGAAGACAUUCCAACAGGAUGGUACAACAGGUUUGCUAGGCAUCCCUACUAUGGUGUUUUGGGUGUGAACUCUGGGAUAAUGUUAAUGAACUUGACUCGACUGCGUGCCAUGAAUUGGGUCAGUGAGGUGCUGAAGUAUUAUGAGGAGUACCGGUACAAGAUCACUUGGGGAGAUCAGGACCUCAUAAACGUGAUCUUUCAUUUUCAUCCUGAUAAACUGUACGUCUACCCGUGUGAGUGGAACUUUAGACCCGACCAUUGUCGCUACAAGAAUGCUUGUCCAGGUGCAUUCAAUCGCAUCUACAUGCUGCAUGGCAAUCGCCAACUCUUCCACAAGAAAGACCAACGAGGAAUGGAUGGUUUCAUCACGAUCUACAACACACUGGAGAAACACAGAGAAGGCGAGGACAUACACACAUCGAUUUUGGAGCCUCUUCGUCAGGCUUUACCAUCAUACAAAGCGGACAAUACGUGUAAUGAGAUGGUGAGCUCCAUGUUGGCGUCUAUUGAGGAUACUAUACAUUCUAUGGCUUAGAUGAUUGCUAAUCUAAUGGAUCGUGUAUACAGAGUGAUGAUUUAAUUAGGCACUUCUGAGGGAAACUUUGUACUGUACUUCCUUGAAUGUAUGUGCUGUCGGUGAGUGUACAGAAAUGUUUGUCUUUGGCUACUACAUUUCUACUCACUUAGUCACAAGCGAAUGAACAAACAAUUGGAUACAGUGAUGUGAAAUGGUGUACAUAUAAUGAUAGAUCCAGGGGGUUGUUUUGGGUGGGACAUGUUUAACUGUGCUGGUGGAAGUUUGUAGGAUUUGUGACUUUUGAUUUGCAAAUGGACGUUAAUGUGUGGUUGUUAUUGGAUGACAUAUUGGAAUGUGUAGGGAACUCGAGGAUGGAGUUAGUGCAUGUGGUCUGCUCGAUGUGUUUGUUGACUUCUAAGGUUUGAGUUGAGUGAGGUAGACCUUGAAAAAUAUAAAAGGCACUCAGUAAACUCUAACUGUUAGAAUGCUUUUUGUAUUUGUCGAGUCUUUUUUGGUUACUGUUGACUUAUUGGUGCUACAAUUUGAUUGUAUUUGGUGAG